Eremomyces bilateralis CBS 781.70 is the source of this 1268-nucleotide messenger RNA. RefSeq lists its product as uncharacterized. Gene Ontology annotation, biological process: regulation of signal transduction. The transcript has a single exon. Lineage: Eukaryota; Fungi; Ascomycota; Dothideomycetes; Eremomycetales; Eremomycetaceae. Bases 176 to 865 code for a protein of 229 amino acids. Gene Ontology annotation, molecular function: protein phosphatase inhibitor activity. The record is from RefSeq and is a predicted model, not a curated record.
UUGUCCAUCAAUAUAUACCUGUGUCCUCUUCACCGGUCCCAGAAAUUUUAUCGCCAGCGACCAUCAUGACACUACACUCACCGCCGUCUCACCAUGCGAGCCAUGGUGAUCGCCCCAAAGGUAUGCGCCGAAUACCUUACAUAUAUGCUCGCUGGAGAGGAUUUUGAAUGCUCACAUGCUGCAUCUAGGUAUCCUCAAGAAGACAUCCUCGUUUGGGUUACCAACACCAAACGAGCCCUCGCCCGCGACCGCGCCAGUCGAGCGUCCCGAGCUAGGCGCACGAGAGAUGUCAGACAAGGAAAUGGUAUUUCAGAACACGCUUCAGAACGCCGGUCCUCGCCGGACAUCAUCAUCUGGUGCCAGAGGCCCUCCAUCACGCCGCCAGUCAGGCAGCGUCAUGGGCGAAAAUGCCGAUGAAAAUAGCCCGAGGCUCAAAUGGGACGAGGCCAAUCUGUACCUGACGGAGCAGGAGCGAGGCAGCACCAUGAAAAUCACCGAACCCAAGACGCCGUAUGCGAAACAGUACGACCCGGCCGAGGAUGAUGAGGAGAUUUCCGCGCUGAACGCCGAUGAAUUGAUGGUUGAUGAGUUGGACAAGGCCAAAGCGAAAGCCGGGGCGCGGAAGAAGGAAGAGGAUAUUCCGCAGUUGGAUCUUGGAGAGCCGGAAGACUAUCCGAUGGAGGCCCACACACCGGAAGGUGAGAAGAGAGUCAUCGUCGAUACGGAGAUGAUGGAAGAUGAUGAGGGAAGACAUGGCGAGGAGAGUGCGGAUAUGACUGCCGAGGAACGAGAGAAACACAGGCAGUUUGAGGAGAUGAGAAGGAGGCAUUAUGAGAUGAAGGAUGUGAAGAACCUUCUUGGGUAAGUCUAGUAGUUCAUAUAUAUAACAUAAGCACCUCAACUGGAACUAACUGGUCCUAGCCAUCCGGAGUAUAUUCCGGAGGAUGACGAGGAAGAGGCUGCACCACCCAUGCCGUCACAGAAGAUGGACAUCAAUGGCAAUUGAUUAUCAUGCAAUACGAUACCAAGGCGGAGUUCUGAGAGAGCAUUGAAUGGGCUUGUGUGUUAUGGCAAGUCCAAAUACAUCAAAUACAUCAAAUUAAAUUGUUUCCUACGCUGUUCUGCGAGAUUCAACCAAGGCGGGAGUCUGGUACAACGAGGCCUUCGUUGGGAGUGCAUGUCGUAAAUUCCUUCUCGCCCGACGAGUUUAUUCUUUCCCUAGUCUACAUUGUCAUUGAUUAUUUUCUUGUGCCUGUUCACUGAGCAAU